Messenger RNA from Rhizophagus irregularis DAOM 181602=DAOM 197198, 1831 nucleotides. RefSeq lists its product as uncharacterized. NCBI's taxonomy places the organism in Eukaryota, Fungi, Glomeromycota, Glomeromycetes, Glomerales, Glomeraceae. Gene Ontology annotation, biological process: positive regulation of TORC1 signaling. Gene Ontology annotation, cellular component: cytosol. Gene Ontology annotation, molecular function: GTPase activator activity. The record is from RefSeq and is a predicted model, not a curated record.
CUUUUCUUUUUAUCUUCAUAUGCUUGUUGCUACACGAUGAAUGCAAUCGUGUCUCUUGUACACUUUUGCGAAGUUGAUGGUCCAAGUGUAAUUUUUUGUACACAGGCCUUUCAUGCUAAUUCUGUUGAAGACAUCUCAGAUGAGCUUUCUGUAAGUAGUGGAGGAAAAUCCCCUUCAACAGGCCAAACACAUUCGGAUAGUUCCAAAGAAUUAUUAUCGAAUAAAAAAGAAUAUUCUGUAAACACUAAUAGACCUGCACCAGCAUCUUGUGCAUCUUGUGCAUUUUCUUUGCCUCCCUUGGAUUCACUAAGUGAUGCGAAAACAAUUCAUAAUUCUGAAAUAAAAGGUUUCAAAACUCGAGACGAAGAAAAUCCAUUGGUAACUUAUAAGGGUACUCGAUAUCCGCAAGAUCAGCAAUUAUACGCUGCUGUAAGACAGGCUUGUGUGAGAAGUCUGAGCUGCGAAUUCUGUCAAGGAAGAGAAGGGCCGGUUUUAUUUGGAGACGAUAAAAAUGGUUAUGUCUUGAGCUAUAUGUUCAAAAUUAAAGAUAGCCAGGCAAGAGGUUCUCAGAGAUGGUACAGCUUCACAUUUUUGAUGACAGAUAGAGUAUAUCUUGUCGAAUCAUGGCCGUUUUUAGUAAGUAAGUUCCGUGCGUUAGCAACUAGCAUUCAAUCAAGAGCAAAUCAAAUUUUUGAAAAAGAAAAUGCAACAAAAGAGGAGAAGAAUGAUGGAACAUUUUUAACACGUUCUGGUCCACUUUCCCCUACAUCUCCGGAUCAAUUUCUUCGGCGCAGAGCAAAUCAGCCAUUAAGAUCACUGGUUGAUUUAUUAAGAUCAAAGGACUUUUUUGUUCAAUUACAUGCAAAUUUCAGUUGGAUUUUAAAAGCUUGUGGCAUGCGUUUACAAGAAAAGCACUUGAAUGAUCAGACACUGUUUUCAAAUUCUGUCGUUUUUUCAUCAAAAACGAUAAUGCUACUUGAUCCCGUGGCAACUUAUAAGUUCCCUCCUUCCGACUUCAAUUGUUUGGAAGAGACUAGAAUUGAGGAUUUGAAAGCUUUAUAUAAUAUUUUGGGUUUAGAUGUUUUUAGAAAACUAAUUCUAAAUUUUGUCAUGGGUAAUCAAUUAGUCAUCAAAGGAAAUGAUCCAAAAAUUGUACAAUCCGUUAUUUCUAUAUUGAAGGAUCUAGUUCCAAGUGAAUGUUGUUCAAUAAUGGAAAAUGAAAAUAAUUAUCAGACAAUAUCAAAAUGUAAUAUUCUCGGGCUAAAUGCAACGGCACAAAUACCGAAUGAUGUUAACAAAUCAACCCUAUGUUUAUUAUAUAUUUCACGAGACUGUAAUAAAUCAUCUAAAGAUAAGGCUAUGACGAAUGCAUUUGAGUUUAAUUUACAAUAUGGCAUUGAUGAUAAAGACAAUAAACGGAUAUACUCUGCACCUAAUUCAUUUAUUAAUCAGUUGAUAGGAAUUUUGAAAUUAAAUUUACCAAGUGAAAUAAUGAAUACGAGAAUAAUGAUUUUUAAAGAACAAUGGUCAAGCAAAGCAAAGCAAUUCCUUAUAUUUAUCACAAAAAGUAAUAAUGAAGGAGGAAAUGCUUUAGCAAACAUGGAAUCGACUAAACAAAAGGAAUUUAUUAAAUAUAUUGAUAUCAAUGAGAACGAUUUACCAAUCAUAAAAUUUUGGAUAGGUUGUUUGAAGACCGCUUAAAAUAUUUAAUGGAUCUAUGUAUUUUUAUUUUUUAUUAUUAUUUUUUCAUUUUGUGUUGAUUAAUUGUAUUAGUAGUAUUAGUAGUAUUAGUAGUAUUAUUAGUAUUAGUAGUAUUAUAGUAUUAGAAAUU